AGAGAGAGAGAGAGAGAGGUUGGCUCGGGUUUCAGAGACGCACGCUGGACGGCUGACUUUUGGGGAUCGCUCAGAAGAGAAGCAGCUAAUGGGACAAGCAGAGCGGGACACAAGAGAAGUAAGAGAGUCCUUCCCUGUGAAGCGGGAACAUCACUGACUGACUCAUGACAAACUGCAGAAUGUCUAGAUUUAUAACUUUGAUAUAGUUGCUCAUCUUGAGGGCAGUGAGGUAGUUUGGAGAGAAGAAGAAGAAAAGGGACAUCUGCAAAACUGUCCCCCUUUACAGAGCUCCUAAAGUUGGAGGUCGCCGGGAUUUCUCUUCACCUGAUGAAUAUAGGAAUCUCUGAGUGGAUAAAACCAGAAUUAGAUAUCUAAAAUGGAAGAAGAGCAGAAGUGGGGAGUCGCUGGGAGACGCAGUGAGGACGAGCAACAGCACCCUUCAAAAAAGACGCAGUGGAGAAAUUGGAGAGAUUUGUCUGGCGUAACGAUUUGCAUGGCAUUAUCUCUACUGUGCCUUGGAGUUUGCAUUGUGGUUUUUGUCCGGACGUCGGAAUUGCAGUCCAGGAUAGUAAGUCUGGAGCAGCUGCACCGGGACGCACAGAUCUCCGCGCGGAUGUUGACUCUGGAGCAGGUGGAGCCCGUUAUCUUGGGCCGACUGGACCAGAUCCUGGAAGAGAAGCUUGCAGCGCGACUACCGAAGACGCGGGAGGCGAGGGACGUUCCUCACACCUGCCUGUGUCCCCCAGGACCUCCAGUAAGUAGACAAGACAUCUUAUGUGACCUGCAUGGGGGAGCGCCAGGUGAACCAGGCCUGUCUAUCAUUGGACCAAGAGGACCUCCUGGACAACCUGGAACAAGAGGAUUUCCAGGCUUUCCAGGUCCAAUUGGGUUGGAUGGCAAGUCUGGACAGAACGGAGCUAAGGGAGACAUGGGUCAGCGUGGUCCUAAAGGACACACAGGGGAACCAGGACCCAAAGGGGAGAAGGGUGUCUGCGGAGACUACACACAUCGGGGCCUCUUUGUGCAGGAUCUCCCUCUGAAAACCCUGGCUGCCUUACGCUCCAGUCAGGCUCUGAUGUUGAAGGGCGAGCCUGGAGCGCAGGGACCGCCAGGACCUCCAGGACCCCCCGGAGACCCAGGCCUGAGUGGAGCCAGCGGCCCACCAGGUAAGCCAGGAGAACCAGGCAAACCAGGAAAAGACCCAAGGCUUUUACCAGGACUGAAGGGUGAACCAGGUGCACCAGGACAAAAGGGUGAUCGAGGUGAAGUCGGCCCAGCAGGUCCUGAAGGCCCUAAGGGAUUCAAGGGAGAUCUAGGAAUCAAGGGAGAUAAGGGAGAGCCCAGCAUCACAGCCCAGGGAAUUAAAGGAGAACCAGGAUCACCAGGACUUCCAGGCCAAAUGGGAUCCAAGGGUGAUAAAGGCGACCAGGGAUACAAGGGGGAAUCAGGCCCUGAAGGCCCAGCUGGACCAAGAGGUCCUGCAGGACCAACUGGGGAGCCAGGAAAGGCUGAAAUCCUCAAUAAUGAAAAUGAUAUUCGUAACAUACCACUGAUGGGCCCGCCUGGAGUACCUGGACCUCCAGGCGCCCCUGGGCUCACCGGUGCCAAGGGUGAGGUUGGCCUACCAGGUGCUCCAGGACUGGAUGGAGAGAAGGGCCCCAGAGGGAAGCCUGGAGAGCCUGGUCCCGUAGGCCCAGCCGGUCCUGAAGGUCCCAGAGGGGAGGGUGGUGUUGUGGGCUUCCCAGGACCCAAGGGAGACAAGGGAGACAUGGGCCCAUCUGGAUCACCUGGUUUAGAUGGCCCUACGGGUGAAAAGGGGGCUACAGGAGCCCCUGGCUCUAUUGGAUUACCAGGCACAAUGGGUCCCAAAGGUGAGGCUGGAGACAGAGGGAGGUCAGAAAUGAUCUAUGGUCCUUCAGGACCCCCAGGACCUCCAGGACCAGUCGGCCCAGCGGGAUCGCAAGGACUUUCAGGGCCUAAGGGGGAGCCAGGCAUAGGCAUCAGGGGCGAGAAGGGAGCGUCAGGUCAGAAGGGUGAUAAAGGAGAUAGAGGCCAUCUUGGACUCCCUGGGGCUCAUGGGUUAGACGGCAGACCGGGUCCAGUGGGUCUAAUAGGACCAGCAGGUGUGCCAGGGCCAGCAGGACCAAAGGGAGAGAGAGGUGAAAAAGGAGAUGGAGGAUUACCAGGACCAAUUGGGCCUCAGGGCAUCCCUGGUUUAGUAGGACCACAAGGACUCAAAGGGAAUCGGGGAGAGAGGGGCAAGAAAGGCAACAGGGGGGCCAAAGGGGAUAAGGGAGACCAAGGAGCACCUGGAUUAGAUGCCCCCUGUCCGUUGGGAGACGAUGGCUUACCUGUACCAGGAUGUUGGAAUAAAUGACGAUAACUUUGGAAUGGCUUGUGUGAUUGUACAUAGGAUAUUUAUUUUUUUACUUUUUCUGUAUUCUGUUAUACAUAGAAAAAAAAUUAAAAAUCCUAAAAAUAUU
Molecule: messenger RNA, 2483 nt
Organism: Scomber japonicus (chub mackerel)
Lineage: Eukaryota; Metazoa; Chordata; Actinopteri; Scombriformes; Scombridae
Gene: col13a1
Product: collagen, type XIII, alpha 1
Exons: 37
Coding region: 377-2377 (666 amino acids)
Source: RefSeq, a predicted model, not a curated record